Messenger RNA from Brenthis ino (lesser marbled fritillary), 5046 nucleotides. The record is from the annotation of a GenBank genome assembly. NCBI's taxonomy places the organism in Eukaryota, Metazoa, Arthropoda, Insecta, Lepidoptera, Nymphalidae.
AUGGAGAAAUAUGAUACUUCCCAGCUUACAGAAUUUCCUCGUUUUGAAUCUGAAUCAAGCCAGGGCGGUGUAACUACAUUUCUCAAUAAAUUAUGGAAGUUUCCCAUAUUUACGCCCAGUGAAACUGCAGAUAAUCAGGAUAAUAAGGUUCAGAGUGACGUAAAAACAGAUGAGCAACCAAUACAACAACACACUGAAGAAAAAGCUUACGAAGAUAAAUUGGAAACUGUGAGCUAUGUUGAGGAAUGUGAAGGAAGGAGUUUACCCAAUAUUGUAAAGCGAAUAAGCGGCCUUGUUGCGUUGGGUUCAGGGAGUGGUACAAAAUAUGCAGAUACAGAAUUAGCCAGAUAUUGGAUGCCAGAUGAUAUUUCUCGUGAAUGUUAUGAAUGUGCAGCGAGAUUCAGCGCUCUGCGCCGACGCCACCACUGCAGAGUGUGCGGACAGAUAUUCUGUUCACGCUGCUGUAGCCAGCGUGUGCCUGGUCAAAUAUUUGGGUGUGCAGGGGGCUUGCGCGUGUGUACGUAUUGUUGUAAAGUAGUUCUUACGUAUUUACGCGAGAACGACAUGAGUGGGGAUAUAUCGCCUGAUCUGAAAACACUUCAGGAGAGCUUACAGGUGAAGUUCCCGGAGAACAAAAACCAAGUAUAUAAAAACAGGGACUUUAUAUUCGCGCGUGAACAGGAGCCGUGUGAAGUGCGCAACUCCAGCAAGGAGGCGCUACACGAUGUGUACAGGAUGCUUUAUUAUGCGCUUCCAACACAACAGCAUAGGUAUCGUCUAGUGAGGUACAACAAUGUAUGGCGAGGAUGCGACAUUAUGCAAUGGCUCAUCGACAACACGUCGCAUAAAACUAGGGUCCAAGCGACACUGGUUUGCCAGAGCCUGCUGAGCAACGGGUACAUGGAGCGCGUGACGGAGCCGGCGCAGUUCGCGGACUACGCGCUGUACCGGCCGGCGCCGCUCGCGCACGACGACGACGUCGCGGAGACGACGCCAGAUGAAGAGUGUAGCAACAGGUUGACAGAAAGCGUCUCAUCGUACUGUCUCGACCUGAACCUUGACAACAGCUCGGCGAGACUCAUCAAAGCUACAAAGUCAGAAAAAAAGUCAACGUCGUCUAACGAAGAGGACCAUCCAAUUUUAGAUCAUAAUGAAACCGGCGGCGGCAAGCCGGCGUGCAAGGCCAUCGAGCAGUCGGGCGAGGCGCACCUGCGGCUGCUGGCGCGGCAGUGGCUGGCGCGCGCCGCGCUGCCCGCCGCCUGGCUGGACGUGCUGUACCCGCUGGCGCGCGCCGCCGCCGCCGCCGUCACGCUCGACAUGAUGGGCAUGGAUAUAGACGUGCGCAACUACGUGCAUGUAAAGAAAGUGCCUGGCGGCUGCAUGAACGACAGCUGCCUCAUCAAUGGUGUCGUCAUGACCAAGAACGUCGCUCAUAGGGGAAUGCCGAAAUAUAUAAAAAACCCAACUGUACUAUUGUUGGAUUGUUCAAUCGCCUAUCAAAGGGUCGAGGGGAAGUUGACAUCUUUAGAACCUCUCUUAAUGCAGGAGCGCGAGUACCUGUCGCGGUGCGCGGCGCGCAUCCUGGCGCUGCGGCCGCACGCGGUGGUGGCGCGCGGCGGCGCGGCGCGCGCGGCGGCGGACGCGCUGCGCGCGCGCGGCGUGGCGCUGGCGCUGCGCGCGGGCGAGCGCGCGCUGCGCCGCGCCGCGCGCUGCCUGGCCGCCGACCGCGUAGCCGCCGUCGACGCCACCGUCGGCGUGCCGCGCCUCGGCCGCUGCGACACCUUCUACGUGCGCAACUAUUCCAGCAAGACGCUAAUGGUUUUUGAAGGUUGUGCAGAAUCACAGCUGGGAUGUUGUAUCUUACUUCGAGGGGGUUCACUGCAGGAGUUGAUAAAAGUAAAAAAAAUAGUAAAAUUCAUGGUUUUAGCGUGUUACAAUUGGAGAUUAGAAAAAGCAUUUUUAGCUGACAUUGAAGCUAUCUUACCUGAACCGGGGACUUUUGUUGAUGAUGAUAUAGAUAAUGAAACAGACAUGAAAAACAUUGUUACAAAAAAUCGCAUGACCUCUGAUAAUAAUGAAGAUGAAAAAUCUAGUAACGAUACAUCUGAAGCUGACGAUGCCAUUUUUGGGAGCAACUUGAAUGCGCAAACGCUUAAAGAAUCUAAAUCAUCUAAUAAUGAUAUAGUUGAAUCUCAAAUUGAUUCUACUAUAAAUGAAUCAAAUACCAGUGAAAAUGGAGAAGUUAGUGAAGAAACAGUAGAAGUAAAAGAUAAUAGCACAGUGGAAAUAGAUGAUCCAUUACAAAAAUCUAGGCAAUUUUCUCGUAAAACAGACAGUGAUAAGUUGUUGAGUUGCGGUGUGCCCAUCAAGGACUUCAGUGAUCCGUUGCAGUCGAGACUCUCUAUAGACGAUGAUGUCUUUUUGCCUAAGGAAGAAGCUGAACUAAAAGCAGAUACGCAUAGUGAAAGAUGGUGCACGGACGACGUGGUGCUGUCCAUGUCGCCCAACAUCGUGAUCCCGGCGCCGCCGCGGCCGCUGGCGCGCCCGCCGCCCGCGCCCGCACCGCACACGCCGCGCGCCGCGCGCCGCGCCGACCGCGCCGGCGCCGCGCGUGCGCCGCGACCGAAGCUCCACCCAUUCAUAGAGCGCCCGAUCACGGCGGGCGUGGAGGAGCCGGCGCUGCGCGCCGCGCUCGCGCACUUCCGCGCCGCCGGCUGCUCCGUCGCCGGGAAACAUAAACCUGAAUGUCCAAGCUACAACCCGUCGAUAGUGAAGGAGGUGGAGUCGGAAGAGACGAACAAGCCGCCCGAAGCAGAGCCCUUAGACCCUUUGUCUCCGGAGAACCAUCAACGACUCAGUCUAUUAAUAUACAGCUACAGCAGCAAAUCACCAAAUGUACCUGAUUUCUGUGUUAAUCCUUGGGUUGUAACAAUGGAAAUGUACGGGCGCAACGAUAUCUCCCUCGGCGCGUUCCUGGAGAAGUACUGUUUCAACGGCGACCACAAGUGCCCCUCCGCUACCUGCCACAUACCCAUGAAUCAGCAUGAGAGGAAGUUCAUUCACGAAGACGUAUGCAUCACUAUAACAUGCAACACGAUUGGACACAGCAGUGUGGACAAGGUUAAGGAAGAACAGAGCAAACAGGUGAUGUUCUGGUCGCGCUGCGAGCGCUGCGGCGCGACGUCGCGCGGCGCGCGGCUGUCGCGUGACGCGCUGGCGCUGUCGCUGGCGCAGUACGUGCGCGCGCGCGCCGCCGCGCCGCGCUACGUGCGCCCGCAGUGCGCGCACGCGCUGCGGGCGCAUGCGCACGCCUUCGUCAGCCGCCUCACCACCGCCUGCUUCAAAUACAGCAAGCUGACGACGUACUCGGUGCAGCUGCCGCCCGACGUGAUCGCCAUCGACUACGACACGAAACAGAUGCGCGAGACUCUCAUCGCGCAUCUUAACGAUCUCAUGCUGAGAGGUCACGAGGCAUUCAGCAAUGCGACGGAACCCGAAGGCGAAAAAGCAUAUGCCGCCUUCAAGCAGCACAUGGAACAGAUACACCUGGCCCUCACCACGCAUGAUAACAACUCAUUCGCUCAGCGAGUAAGAAAACUGUGGAGUGUGCACGACGCCAUCGUCAACGGGGAGAAGAUGCUCCGUGACAAUUCCGAGGCGCACCGCCACCGCCCUGCGCCUGAUACCACCUCUGACGAUAAAAUUGACGCAGAAGAAGUGACUGAUGUUGCGAACAAUGAUGCUGGAGAAAGUCUUUUGAAGGAGACCGAAAAAGAGCAUGCGGGAACAGAAGAGGACGAGGAAAAGGGUGAUAAAAAAACAGUGAAACAAAUCUUGUCUCAACUGCUUUCUAACAAUCAACCCUCAAAUCAGGAGGGCAUGAUAAUAACCAGCGGGCUGGUGCCGGUGGUGGUGAAGGCGGGCGAGAUCGGGUCCGUGAUCGCGGCCGCGCUCGCCUCCGUCACGUACGCGCGCACGCUGCAGCUGCGCGUGGCAAGCCAAGUAGAGUUUGACGACGGCGAAAACAGCAACUCCGCCAAAGACAAAACUGACGGUGACAAGACAAAGGCGAAGAGCAAUGAUCACAUCGAGGUUUUGUUGAAGGACGGACUGAUGUGCCGCGUGUACUACGCGGCGCAGUUCCACCGCCUGCGCCGCAUGCUGCUGGCGCCGCUCGAGCGCGGCGACGACGCCAGGGAGAAGGACGCAGGUAAAGCCCUGUGCGAGGUGGAGGAGGGCUUCAUCAGGUCGCUGGCGCACUGCGUGCCGUGGGCGGCGCGCGGCGGCAAGUCCGGGAGCACCUUCUGCAAAACUAAGGACGAUAGAUACGUGCUAAAGGAGAUGACGAAGCCGGAGUGGCAGCAGUUCCUGGAGUUCGCGCCGCACUACUUCAACUACGUCACCAACUGCCGCCAGAGGAAGCUGCCGAGUUUGCUCGCGCGCAUCCUGGGCGUGUUCAGCGUGGGCGGCGCCGGCAGCGGCGUGCUGGUGACGGAGCACGUGUGGUACGGCGCGCCGGCGGGGGGCGGGGGGGCGCCGCGCUACGACCUCAAGGGGCUGGGGCGCCGUGCGCCGGCCGCCGCGCCGCCGCACCACCCCGACGCCGUGCUGCACGACGACCACAUGCUCGAGUAUAAGAUCACAUGGUGUGAGACGGGGGAGUUAAUGGUGUAUGUGUGUGUAGCGCGGUGGUCGCGGCAGCUGGCGGUGCGCGGCGCGGGCGGCGCGGCGCUGCGCGCGGGCGUGGCGCGCGACACGCGCUUCCUGGCCGACAACGGCGUCAUGGACUACUCGCUGCUGCUGGCCGUGCACGCCGACACCCUCGUGCUCGGCAUCAUCGACUACAUCCGCACGUUCACGUGGGACAAGAAGCUGGAGCACCUGGUGAAGAAGAACCUGGGGUCGGGGCAGCCCACCGUGGUGUCGCCCGAGCAGUACCGCCGCCGCUUCCGCGCCGCCGCCGACAAGUACUUCCUGCAGUGCCCCGCGCACUGGGACCCGCUGUGCCCCGCCGCCCCCGCCGCGUGCGACGACCACCAGGACCCG